AUGUCGAAACUACAAUGCAUGGCUGACUCAAUCUCGUCCACGCUGCCAGUUUUUUAUUACAAAUCGAAGUUUUAUCCCAUUGCAGCAGCAGAUGUGAGCACAUUCGAGAAGUAUGUGAAAAGCUGGGAUGGUUUCGUAGAUGAAAUCGAGAAGAAGCUGAACGAAAAAAUUGGACCUUGCUCUACAAAUGUUGAAGAAGGCGGGUCCUACAUCAAACUGAUUGGAAUCCCAUUCCGUAAGCUGUACGAUGAACAAGAAGCGUUGAAGGAGCUGAAAGCACAACGGCGAUCAGCAGAGCAGUUGGUUGGGUGGAAUGCGCUACUGCGGAUGGUAGAGAAAUUUCUGGCUGAUGAAAUACAGCAUUCGCCAGAUGAGCGGAGACCAUCAGAGUCAACCACUGAUCAGACGUCAUUCAUUACUCAUAAGGGUGGAGCAAUAUUGGUCAAUCGAUCUGGUACUGUUUUCUAUAAGUACAUUGAGGAUGAAGGUACACAAUGGCCGAGCGUUGAAGAGAUAGUAGAAGAAGUUAAAAAGGUUGAAUCUCUCAACCCAUCAAAAUCUUCCAUGACUAAUAAAGCAAAAGUGGAUUCUGAAUUAUCAGCAAAUAACACAGAGGAAAAGAAGAAAUCAUGUUGCACAAUAUUAUAGUA
Messenger RNA from Strongylus vulgaris, 650 nucleotides. The record is from the annotation of a GenBank genome assembly. NCBI's taxonomy places the organism in Eukaryota, Metazoa, Nematoda, Chromadorea, Rhabditida, Strongylidae.